This is a messenger RNA of Mitosporidium daphniae, 343 nucleotides long. RefSeq lists its product as uncharacterized. The annotation marks the transcript as partial. The record is from RefSeq and is a predicted model, not a curated record. Lineage: Eukaryota; Fungi; Microsporidia. The transcript is spliced from 3 exons.
AUGGAGUCUAAUAAGAUGUUCGCUUUGAUUAUAGACACGGCAUUGGAGAAUACCAGCAAUGUCUUCUUUCUCAUUUUUUGUAAAAUGAAUCGAAAGAAAAAGAAAUCAUAUAUUAGUUUAUUUUUGAGUUUUGGAACUAUCAUAGCUCAGAAUGGAACACAGCCCGAUAGCGCCAGAGUUAUAGUUGGCUCUCAGGCAAAUAUUUCGGUAGAUGUGCUUUUGAAUGAUAAUUUGAAUGCAAAUAAAGAUUAUGAAUUGAUUUCGGUUUAUAAAUCUACUACUAGUACUAGCGUUAAUAUAAGUACUAAUGGUAGCAAAGCUCAAUAUCAAGACCCGCAAGGCA